Messenger RNA from Hyaena hyaena (striped hyena), 1401 nucleotides. It is a transcript of the gene CCDC190, whose product is annotated as coiled-coil domain containing 190. The record is from RefSeq and is a predicted model, not a curated record. NCBI's taxonomy places the organism in Eukaryota, Metazoa, Chordata, Mammalia, Carnivora, Hyaenidae.
AUGGCACUGAAGUGCCUCUUGUUUUCCAGUGAAGCUCCCCGGGGCCCCCCAACGGUCAUGAAGAGGGUGGAGAGGCACGCGGUCAGGGGGUCUCUGUAUAAGCACUUUGACUGGGAGAAGAAGAAUGCCAGGCAGGCAGAAGCCAGGCUCAGCCAGAGACUGCAAGGACUGGAACACCUCUGCGUGUGCCACAUGAAGGGGCUGAGCCGCGAGCAGAGACAGCUCCAGAAAGAUCUGCAGAGGCUGCGGGAAGUAGAUAUUGUCAAGAAGAAGCUCUCCUCUUAUUUGGGGAAUGGAAUUCAAAAGAGACCAGAAGAUGUCCUUGUGGCCUCACCACCGAUAGGGAAGAAGCAUGGAGGUCCACAUACGAAUAACGUUAGAGCACUGGCCACCAACAUGACCCAAGAAAUACACAGAACCAAGUCCCAGAUGUCUCUUUCCCAUCAAGCUGGCCUCAAAGACCCAAUGAAAAGCAAAGAGCAGUCACUAUCUCGAAAUCACAGAGCUUCUCACUUCACAGCAGAGAAGCCACAAGCCCAAGAAAAAGAUUUUAUGAGCCCAUCAAAGGGCAAAGACUCCAACAAGGGCAUCUCUAUUCUAUGUCAACAUCAAGACAUCUCCAUCGAAACCCUAGACCAAGCUGGCUCCAGCCCCACUUGUGAAAGUGGAACCCAGCAUAUUGACAAGACCAGACCAAAGGAUGCCAACCUAAAGCCAUACCCCAGCGCUGGGAAUCAAAGUCCCCUGAAUCCCAUGGAAUGUGCAGGAAAUUUGAAAGAUGAGUCCAUAACACCCACCUUCUUAGAGCUGUUUGCUAAGGUCAGAAAUGCCCACUACCUCCGGCACAGGAUUCCCCCUGAGUCUGAGAGAUUGCUUAGCAUUGGGGAGAUAUUUGGGCACAAGGAAUCCUUACAGCCCAGACCAGGACAGGAAGGUAAGAACAGGGGAUAUAAUCUCUCACUGAAUGAGCAAUUCAAGUAUAUGAAAAAGGAGGAAAGAGAUGAAUCUUCUGAGAACACAUUAAGGGGUGCGCAUUUGUUGUUGACGUCAUCACAAAUAUGAAUCUACAUUGAUGACUAGGCUCUUUUAAAUAUGAAGGGGCUCCGCUCACGUUGGCCACCCUUUUCCUAUAGGAAGUUCUUAGGUGCCACCUGCUGGCCAAAUGACAUAGCUCUGCUCUUCAAGUUCACAUAUAACAUCUAUGUGAGAAGAGGAACUCGGCAAUAGGUACCAUCACACGGUCUAUCAUUAAAACCUGCUUUCACCUGCCACAGCCCUGGACUUACUUGGAAGUAACCUUCCCUCACCUCUUUCCUUUCCGCGUGGCUCCAUUUUAGUUUUCUCGUUCUCGCUUUCUACCUGCUCAUAUCUCACUUCUUAGAUCCUAAUAAAAGAAUAAGA